GCUUUUGUUGACACAACAAAACGCUUUAGUAUUAACCAUUUAACGAUCGUAAUUGACCUUGCAGAUUAAAGUAACUUAAGAGAUAAGAAAAUUAUUAUAAACAAUUUAACACCGAUCAUUCAACUCUGUGAGAUAAUACUUAAAAUGUUGGCAUGAUCGAUACCUAUAUAUCAUAACUAUACAUUAUCCAAAAUUAUAAAUAGCAAUUGCAAGUAUAAAUAACAAAAGAACCUAACAACCCCCAGCAACCAUAACUGAAAUAAUCCAACCAUAUAAUUGGCUGAUAACAGAAAGCUGUUUUGCGAUUGUUAUUGUUUUAAACAGUAUACUGUAGUAUACUACAUACAAUUGAUUAUGAUUAUUGAGGCUUGAUGAUACGCCAAAGCUUAGUGGGUACUGAAAUUGCCUGUAGAACGGAUCGAGCGGAGAAUUUAGCGCCGAAAUGUGGAUCGCUCUGCUGGGGACCCCAAUUUUGUUGGCUGCCCUGGCGCUUCUUCUAAAGCAUAUUAACAAAACCUACUUUAUACUUUCAUUGACGAAACGAGUGCGAACCGAGGAUGGUAGUCCAUUGGAGAGCAAAGUGGUCCUAAUGCCGGGGAAAACGCGAUUUGGCAAUAACUUGGAUAUUCUCAACUUUACCCCCUCUAGUGUAUUUAAUUUUGUGCGACAAUCAACUGCCAAGGCCAAGGGUAACAAUUAUCUAUGGUAUUUUCUAUAUGCUCCCAUGUAUAAUGUGGUUCGGGCCGAGGAAGCUGAGGAGAUAUUCCAGAGCACCAAGCUGAUAACCAAGAACGUGGUUUACGAACUGAUAAGACCGUUUCUGGGAGACGGUCUACUGAUAAGCACGGAUCACAAGUGGCACUCCAGACGCAAGGCUUUAACGCCGGCCUUUCACUUCAAUGUCCUGCAGUCGUUCUUGGGUAUUUUCAAGGAAGAGUGCAAGAAAUUCCUAAACGUCUUAGAGAAAAAUGUAGACGCCGAACUGGAGCUUAACCAGGUUAUUCCACCAUUCACUUUGAAUAAUAUAUGCGAAACUGCUCUGGGAGUGAAGCUGGACGACAUGUCGGAGGGCAACGAAUAUAGAAAGGCCAUCCAUGCCAUCGAGGAAGUUCUAAUUCAGCGCGUGUGCAAUCCGCUGAUGUACUACAACUGGUAUUUCUUCCUUUACGGGGACUACAGAAAGCAUGUGCAGAAACUUCGAAUAGUUCACGACUUCUCAAGUCGCAUUAUCGAGCGAAAAAGGCAGCAAUUCCGGCAGAAACAACUUGGUGAAGUUGAUGAGUUUGGCAGGAAGCAGCGAUACGCCAUGCUGGAUACCCUGUUAGCAGCCGAAGCAGAAGGUCAGAUCGAUCAUCAAGGUAUCUGCGAUGAGGUCAAUACCUUCAUGUUCGAGGGCUACGAUACCACCUCAACGUGUCUAAUAUUCACCCUGCUCAUGCUGGCCCUCCAUGAGGAUGUGCAGAAGAAGUGCUAUGAGGAAGUGGAAAGUCUUCCCGUGGACACCGAUGACAUCAGUGUGUUUCAGUUCAACGAACUAGUCUACUUGGAGUGUGUGAUCAAGGAAUCGCUGAGAAUGUUUCCAUCCGUCCCAUUUAUUGGGCGCCAAUGUGUGGAGGAGACUGUGGUGAAUGGAAUGGUGAUGCCGAAGGACACACAGAUCAGCAUCCACAUAUACGACAUCAUGAGGGAUCCGCGACAUUUCCCCAAACCAAAUCAGUUUCAGCCCGAGCGUUUUCUUCCCGAGAACACUGUGAAUCGCCAUCCCUUUGCCUUUGUGCCUUUCAGUGCUGGCCAGAGGAAUUGCAUUGGCCAGAAGUUUGCCAUCCUGGAGAUGAAGGUGCUCCUGGCCGCUGUGAUCAGGAACUUUAAGCUACUGCCCGCCACGCAGUUGGAGGAUCUCACUUUUGAGAACGGAAUCGUACUGCGCACACAGCAGAAUAUCAAAGUGAAGUUAACGAAAAGGUCGGAAUAUUAUUUAAACGCAGAAAUGAUUUUGGAAUUCCUGUUUUCUGCUCCACUUCUGAUUUUCCUCUUUUGCAAGCUGUGGGCUCAUUUAAACAAGACUUAUUUCAUCCUAAGUUUGUGUAAACGAAUUCGCCCUGUGGACGGUAGUUUGCUGGAAAGCAAAAUUUACGUAACGCCGACCAAAACCCGAUUUGGAAACAACUUUGACCUUCUAAACUUUACAUCUGAAAGCAUCUUUAACUUUAUGAGAGAUGCCUCUGCCGAAGCGAGAGGUCGGAAUUAUCUCUGGUAUUUUUUCCGUGCACCCAUGUACAAUGUGGUUCGGGCCGAUGAAGCCGAGGAAAUAUUCCAAAGUCCCAAGCUUAUCACCAAAAAUAUGAUCUAUGAUCUUCUGAAACCGUUCUUGGGCGAAGGACUGCUGACUAGCACAGAUCAAAAAUGGCACUCUAGAAGAAAAGCCCUGACUCCUGCUUUCCAUUUCAAUGUAUUGCAGUCUUUUCUGACCAUUUUCAAGGAAGAGUGCAAUAAACUGGUGAAAGUCCUGCAUCGAAGUGUGGAUAAGGAUUUGGAGCUGAAUCAGGUUAUUCCUCAGUUCACACUAAACAAUGUUUGCGAAACCGCACUGGGAGUAAAACUAGAUGACAUGACGGAGGGCAUUCGAUAUCGCAAGUCGAUUCACGUCAUUGAAGAAGUGAUGCAGCAGCGCUUAUGCAACCCGUUCUUCUAUAACGUAGUGUAUUUCUAUCUAUUCGGUGACUAUCGGAAGCAGGUGGAUAAUUUGAAAAUAGCCCACGAGUUCUCCAGUAACAUCAUAGAGAAAAGGAGAAGUCUUUUCAAGAGCAAUCAGUUAGGACAAGAGGAUGAAUUUGGCAAGAAGCAGCGAUACGCCAUGCUGGAUACCCUUUUAGCAGCCGAAGCAGAGGGUCAGAUCGAUCAUCAGGGAAUCUGCGAUGAGGUCAAUACCUUCAUGUUCGAGGGAUACGAUACUACCUCCACAUGUCUAAUCUUCACCAUGCUCAUGCUGGCCCUCCACGAGGAUGUUCAGGAGCGUUGCUACGAGGAGAUCAAAUACCUUCCCGAGGACAGCGAUGAUAUCAGUGUGUUUCAGUUCAAUGAACUGGUCUAUAUGGAGUGUGUGAUCAAGGAAUCUCUCCGGUUGUUCCCUUCCGUGCCCUUCAUUGGACGUCGGUGCGUGGAGGAGGGUGUGGUCAACGGUUUGAUCAUGCCCAAGGAUACCCAAAUCAACAUUCACAUCUAUGAAAUCAUGAGGGAUCCCCGGCAUUUUGCAAACCCAAAAAUGUUUCAACCGGAUCGAUUUCUGCCGGAGAACACCGUGAAUCGUCAUCCCUUCGCAUUUGUGCCUUUUAGUGCGGGACAACGGAAUUGCAUUGGUCAAAAGUUCGCAAUCCUAGAGAUCAAAGUGCUCCUGACAGCGGUCAUCAGGAAUUUUGAAAUAUUACCUGUCACUCAGCUCGAUGAUCUUACUUUUGAAAAUGGAAUUGUGCUGCGUACGAGGCAAAAUGUUAGGGUUAGAUUGGUGCAUAGGGAAAGUAAAUAAACCGAUAACCUAGUAUAUAGAGCAGUUUGAACUUUAUAAAUUUGAUUCUAACAGAACGUGAAGACCCAAUUACUAGAAACGGACAAUAAAAUAAAAUAUUCCGAUAACG
Messenger RNA from Drosophila teissieri, 3632 nucleotides. RefSeq lists its product as uncharacterized. Gene Ontology annotation, molecular function: heme binding; oxidoreductase activity, acting on paired donors, with incorporation or reduction of molecular oxygen; iron ion binding. The transcript is spliced from 10 exons. Lineage: Eukaryota; Metazoa; Arthropoda; Insecta; Diptera; Drosophilidae. Bases 443 to 3523 code for a protein of 1026 amino acids. The record is from RefSeq and is a predicted model, not a curated record.